Messenger RNA from Centruroides sculpturatus (bark scorpion), 2823 nucleotides. Its product is annotated as breast cancer anti-estrogen resistance protein 1-like. Gene Ontology annotation, cellular component: cytoplasm; plasma membrane. Lineage: Eukaryota; Metazoa; Arthropoda; Arachnida; Scorpiones; Buthidae. Gene Ontology annotation, biological process: cell surface receptor protein tyrosine kinase signaling pathway; cell migration. Bases 1 to 2229 code for a protein of 742 amino acids. The record is from RefSeq and is a predicted model, not a curated record. The transcript has 3 exons.
AUGGCGAAAAAUACGGUUAUCACUCCACAGAAGAUUGGAGAUGUCUAUUUAUAUGAUGUACCAGUUGGUCAUAAAAGUGUGGAACCCAGUGAGACUCCUCACUCAUCAACGUUACCAAAUCGAAGAUUUUUACAACCAAAUAUUGUUGCACAGAAUCUCCAAGGUGGUAGUUAUGAUACUCCUCCAAGCCCAAGAUUAGUAAAGACGCAGGAAGCCUACGAUGAACCUCGGCCUCUCGCUCAGUGUUUUGGAAUACCUCCUCCUCCUGAUAUAUCUGCUCUUGAUGAACAGAGAUCACAUACUUCGGUGUCAUCAGAUUCUUCGACAAUAAGCAGUACUUACAGCAUUCCAAAAAGUCAUGAUUAUGAUGUACCUAGUUCGGAAGAUAGUGGGACUUAUGAUGUUCCAGCACCAUCAAGGCACACCUCUACUACAGAUAGUUUGUCACUUUCUGAUACUUACGAUAUUCCUACGUCAAAACUUAUUUGUGACAUUCCUGCAUCUAAUAGGUCAAGUGGUGUGUCUGUUCUUUCAGCUAGUUCUUCCUCAUUUUUCUCACCAUCUAGUGGACAUUCAAGUUUGAGUCCUUCAUUAUCUUUAUCUAGUUUAUGUGGUUCCAAUAGAUCCAGUCUAGAACAGCAUUCCCAUGAACUCUAUGACAUUCCACCUCCUGAACCAAGACCAAUAGCCAAUCUUAAGGGAUCACCAGCCAAAACAAAUAUUAUUCAAUCUUCAAUUCCAACACUUUCUCAUGUAAGUAUUAAUGAAGUUUAUGACAUUCCUGCUAAUAAUGCUCCAACAGAAUGCUAUGAUGUUCCUCCAGCUCCAAAACUUGCACAGGCUCCAUCAUUGGAAGGUGUAUAUGAUGUGCCACCUCAAGUUACACGGGACACCAGUCCUACACCAGUGGCUCUAGAAGAAAAUUUAGAAAAUAGGCUUACAGUUAGUAAAGAUCCAGGUAUUACAAAAGACAUACAAUCUUUAAAAGGAAAAGAAUUAUUACUAGAUUUGGAUGCAGCUAUGGAAAUAUUAGUAAAAUUACAACAAGAAGUACAAAGUGCCAUAUCAAAGUUAUUUAGCUUCAUUAGUGCUAGCUGGAGGAGGAAAGAUGUAAUGGAUAAUAAAAUUAAUGAUAUUCAAGUAGCUUGUUAUAAAAUUGAUGCCAGUCUAAAAGAAUUUUUAAAUUUUUCACAUGGUGCUUUGGCUAAUUCAACUCAUGCAGCUGAUAAAACUUUAUCUUGUAAAUUGGCAAAUUUACUCAAACCUUUGGUUGACUCAAGCCAAAUAGUUCAAGUAUCAAUUCAAGCUCUAGAUAAUAAAGGUUGGCAAGUUUCAAAAUUUAUAUCAUCUGAUGAUACAAAUAAUCCCGACGAAUUGGACCAAUUAGUUGCCUGUGCUCAGGGUAUAAUUGAAGAUGUACGACCAGUGGCAUCAUUCAUUAGAGGAAAUUCUGUUCUUAUUUUCAAACGUUCACAGCACAUAAAUGAAACAAAGAAACCACCCAUUGCACCAAAACCAACUGACCUCAAAGCAAAAUUGGAAUUUCAGAAAUUAUCUUCAAUGAACAAACUUCAAGAAAGGCCGCUUCCUUUACCACCUCCAAAUAAAAGUCAUUUGUCUGAGAAAAGUUCUUUCCCGUCAAGUGAAGUCAAAGAUGUUGUAAAUGACUAUGAAUAUGUUAAUCUUGAAUCCAAAGACUCUGUUGAAAAAUCAAAUAAGUGUUUAAGGACAGACAGUAAUAAAACAGAUGAGAAAAUCGAGAAUGUAAUUGAACAGUCAGAAAACAUGAAAGAUAAAGUAAUACAACCACCACCAAAGUUGCUCGACACAAAAGAUGUACAGAUGCUGCAAUUUUAUAGUGCUCAAGCAGAAUCUCAUGUUCUGUAUCUUACAAAUGCAAUUGAUGGCUUUCUGUCAGCUAUAGAAAACAACCAACCUCCCAAAGUUUUCAUUGGGCAUAGUAAAUUUGUUGUGAUCAGUGCUCAUAAAUUAGUAUAUAUUGGUGAUACUGUUCAGUGUCAUGUUACAAACCAAACAGUGAAAUCUCAAGUAAUGCAGUGUGCAAAUAAUUUAUGUGAUUCCUUAAAAACAUUGGUAGCUAAUACAAAGAAAGCAGCUUUACAGUUUCCUUCAGUUGCAGCUGUUCAAGAAAUGGUUGACAGUGUUGUAGAUGUUUCCCAUCUUGCUAAUGAUCUCAGAAUGAUCAUUCUUCAGGCAGCAGAACUUUAAUAUUGUCUGUAAAAGUGAUAAUUCUUUUUAUACAUAUUUUCAUGAACUUUCGAAUUUUAUUAAGUAUUUUCAAUUUCAAGAGAGAUCAUUAAUUAACUGGUGCAAUGUAACAAUAAUUAUUAUUAUGUAAAUUUCCUCCCAAAAUUUUCAAAUUGUUUCCUCACAGAGAAUGUGAUAAAUAUUUCAAAAGCUGCCAUAUUAGAAAUAGCAUUUUAUUUACUUUGUUUUAUGUUUUAUUGAGGAGUUGAAUCUUUUAUUUUUAUUAUUUUUUUUUAUAUAUAUAAUAGUUGCCAUUUUCAAAUAGUUGUUAAUACAUUCACCUGUUGAUAGUAUGAAUAGACUUUAUCAAAAUAUCACUAAAUGGGGUUAAAUUGUGAUUUAUUAUUUUUGAGACAGUUUUAUUUGAAAGCGGUAUUCAGAACUACGACAACUGAUUUGCCUGAUUUUUUUUAAGCAAGAAUACCCGAACAAAGCAAUUGUUUUAAAUCAAUUCUCUGUUAUUGCUGUACAAUUUUAAAAAUUUAGAAAUUAAUUUUUAUUCUGGAAAUAUUGGUGUUUUGUUUUAAUAAAACUAGAUUGGGAGUCCUAAUUGCA